Colletotrichum scovillei is the source of this 165-nucleotide messenger RNA. RefSeq lists its product as uncharacterized. The coding region runs from base 1 to 165 and encodes 54 amino acids. The record is from RefSeq and is a predicted model, not a curated record. Lineage: Eukaryota; Fungi; Ascomycota; Sordariomycetes; Glomerellales; Glomerellaceae. The transcript has 2 exons.
AUGAAGUUCUACUUGCUCGCCCUUACCGCUAUUGUAUCACUGGCCAUGGCCGCGCCGGUAGCCGACAACGCUGUCGUUGAGGGCGCUGGUGGCUCUCCAGGCGGGAAACCCUGGAAGCGCGAUGACGCUGUCACUGACGACUUCCCUGGUGGAAAGAGUUGGUAG